GUUGAGUGCUUUACGAGUGUUGAGGAAUGCCACGUUUGUUUCCAUCGUUGCCUAGCAACUGGCCGUAUAGGUUGUUUUUUUUUUUUUUUUUUGCUUGUUUGUUUUUUUUAGCGGUUUAAAGUUGCCGUUUUCACAACUCAUCCAACAUGUCUGAAGCCAUCUAUCCGCAUGAAAGCGUGUACAACUGCAUCCCAAAGGAGCCGGAUGAAAUUAAAAAACCACCAAGGUAUGUAUCCAAGUACAGGCCAGCUGUCAUUCUUGAGCAUAAGUUAACCAAAGAUGCGAAGAAGACGAUGGGACCACAAAAACUAGAACUGCCAUCUCCGGAUAAGUACCUCAAAAAGCAUUCAAAACAGCCUCAACCUCCUCAGAAGUCAGAGGACGUCCAUAAGACUUGUACUAGUACUAUGAGAAAGCCACCAGUCACUGCACGGAAUAACAACCCACUAAUGGGGAUUCAAACCAAGAGGGAUUUCCUACAGACCACUGUCAUGGUUCCGAAGAAGCCUAAGGCCUCUUGUGUAAACACAAAGAAAGGACACAAACAGCUUCUGGAAAACUCUGGACUUGUCCCUAAAUACAUCAUGAAAAAGGAUUAUGGUGAAGUACCUGAAUACCUGCGACAGCGCAAUGAAGCUGAACGAAAGGCUAAGGAGGAGCACGAACACUUUGUAAAGGAGCAGAAAGUCAUGAAAGAACUGUCUGACGAGGAGCAACUAGCUACCCUAGAGGGCCUGAAGAAGAAGUGGGAUGAACUCCAUCAUGAAUAUCAGGGCCUUCCUCUCCUCACUGACACCCUGUCAAAGAAAGACCACAAGAUCCGUCUGGAAGAGAAAAUGAGUCAGCUGGAGAAGGACAUCAGCUUCUUUGAAAGGUUCAAAACCAUCUAUAUUCCCGACAAUUAGUUUCAGAUGGCAGUGGAUGUCUCUAACCUGCUCAUACUCCAGAUAUUACUUCAGAAGAAUAAAAUUCUAUAUAAUUA
Molecule: messenger RNA, 982 nt
Organism: Girardinichthys multiradiatus
Lineage: Eukaryota; Metazoa; Chordata; Actinopteri; Cyprinodontiformes; Goodeidae
Gene: enkur
Product: enkurin, TRPC channel interacting protein
Exons: 5
Coding region: 147-905 (252 amino acids)
Cellular component (GO): acrosomal vesicle
Molecular function (GO): calmodulin binding
Source: RefSeq, a predicted model, not a curated record